UGUGGCCGGAAGUCCUUUUGUUGUCGCUGCAUGCAGUGCAUGGCGGAGCUAGCAUAAGUUCGUGUUGCUCCAUUCACUUUUAUGUGAAAAUAGAAAGGGCCUUCGAAGCUGUAACGCCUUUUGUGUAGACAGACACGGAGACUGUUGAGAAAAUUCAAGCAUUGUGUGUGCUAGCUUGUUUGCUAGUGUGUCCGCUGAGCAGUACGGACAUGUGCACACAGACGAGGGCUGCGGCUCUGAUGGCCAACAUACCGCAGGCUGACAUCGACCCGGCCGGCGUGUUUAAGUACGUCCUCAUCAGAGUUCACAGCAAAGAGGAGGGAGACGACUCGGAGGUGGAUAUAGUCCGAGGAUACGGCUGGGCCGAGUACCACGCUGAUAUCUACGAAAAGGUUGCUGAGGAGCUGGAAAAGGACGGUCACUUGGACUGUGAGUGUAUCGGAGGAGGGAGGAUCAGACAUGAUGCCCAGGACAAGAAGAUUCAUGUCUAUGGAUACUCCAUGGGAUAUGGAAGAGCAAACCACGCUGUCACUACUGAGAAACUGAAGGCUCGGUAUCCAGACUAUGAGGUGACUUGGGACAAUGAGGGAUACUGAACUGAACUAAGAUCAGUCUUUGCUGGACACCCUUCCUCCUGGACUAACAUGGCACUUAAUUGCAAGACUGUCGGACAGCCACAAGUCCUUAGAAAAACUUUUUUUAUGUAACAAUUUAAGAAAUUAAAUGGCAAACAAUGUUGUUUUUCACUACACUUCGUACUGUAUUUUGGUCUAAAACAAAUACUUGAUUAUCUUAGUGAAGCUUCAUUAGUGUGAAAACUUAUCAAGAAUUAUGAAUAAAAAACUGGUCAUGACAGUUUUGCAGAGUGACAUAAGUCGCUCACUGACUUGUUUUAGAGUCACAUAGCCUCAUAACAUUAACCUAAUCAGUAAGGUAAUUGGUGAUAAAAAAUUAACCACAAAUGCAUCAUCAUAAUGUAUGUUUAAUAAAUGUUCCCUGAAAUAUGCUUUUUUUCUUGUUGCCUAUCAGAAAAAUGAAAAGGCCCUCCAUCGUAGCUUAUCGUACUGUUGGCCAAGAGCAGCUGUGUUCCUGUCAGCCACUGGACUGUAAACCGAAUGUCGUGGCCUUACUUUAACAUGGCUAGAUAAGGCUAAAUGAACCUGAUGAUCUUUCAAGAUUACCAGUGAAUGAAAUCAUGAUAUAUACAUUCAUAUGCUGGAGCUAGAAGAGAGAGAGAAUACAGAGCUGCAGAGCUGGACGAUAUGAGAAAACUGAUGUGUUUUUUGAGCAUUAAAGCACGUUAACCUUUUCAAGAAGGAAUCCAAAAUAAAACUGAACCGGCAAAUGAG
Messenger RNA from Acanthopagrus latus (yellowfin seabream), 1349 nucleotides. It is a transcript of the gene phpt1, whose product is annotated as phosphohistidine phosphatase 1. NCBI's taxonomy places the organism in Eukaryota, Metazoa, Chordata, Actinopteri, Spariformes, Sparidae. The transcript has 4 exons. Gene Ontology annotation, cellular component: cytosol. Gene Ontology annotation, biological process: peptidyl-histidine dephosphorylation. The coding region runs from base 210 to 596 and encodes 128 amino acids. The record is from RefSeq and is a predicted model, not a curated record. Gene Ontology annotation, molecular function: protein histidine phosphatase activity.